AUUGUACGUAUGGUACAUUUUUUACUGGUCUUAAUGACAUGCCUUAUUAUUACCUGUGAUGUCUGAAUGGUAGAAUUGAUUUGCUGUUAAAAUGUGAAAACAACCUGACUUGCAGUUUGUAGGAAAAAAAAAUACAUCAAACUUUUCAUGAUGUUGGUAAGGGUAUGUCUGUUUUUGUGACUUUUACAGACACUGUGUCAAGCUGUGGCCAUGAACGACUCAUCAGAAGGGACUCAAGUGAUGCCGUUUCAAACAACUGCCAAAGCUCUGCUCUCCACACUGCCAUGUCUGCUCUUUCUCUACGUGAACCUUGUCAUGCUUUAUGCCCUACUGAAGACUCCUCUCCUCCUGGAGUCUUCCCGCUAUGUCCUGUUUGGUCAUUUGCUCUUCACUGAAUCCCUGCAGCUUUUUCUCUCCAUGUUUAUGUACAUCUUCGCUGUGACUAUGGUCACAAUGAUCAAUCAUGUUUGUAUUAUAAUCAUUAUGCUUGCAUCCAUCACUUUAAAGAUGUCACCUCUGAACCUGGCUGUGAUGUCUUUGGAGAGGUACAUUGCCGUUUGUUUCCCUCUGAGGCAUGCUGAUAUUGCCACCACCAGGAGGACGGGCAUUGCAAUCGCUGUGAUGUGGACUGUCGGCUCAUUUGACUCAUUCACCCAGCUUUUCCUCUUUGUCAGUCUGGAGAACACAAGCAUCCCCAUGCAAAGGUUCUGCUACAGAAACAGUGUCUUCAGACUGCAGAUUUACUCCACUUUAAACAAGGCCUUCACCAUUGUGUAUUUUGUAUUAGUGAGCACUAUUAUCAUCUAUACAUACAUAGCUAUCAUGAUUACUGUGAAGUCUGCCUCCUCUAAUGUUCGUGAUGCCAGUAAGGCCCAUAAAACUGUUUUGUUGCAUCUGAUUCAGCUGUGCCUGUGUCUCACCUCAUCUCUAUUUAGUACCAUCAGCGACCAGUCGAACAUUCAUCCUGCAAUGGUUGUUCAUGUUCGGUACGCACUUUUUGUGGGUCUGAUCAUUUUCCCCAAGUGUCUGAGCCCUCUCAUAUACGGCCUCAGAGAUAACACCUUCAGAUAUGUCUUUAAAAACUACUUCACCUUUGGCUGCAGAACUACUAUAAAGCCAUUUCCAAAGGGUUGAUUUUAAUACAGUUAUUUUUCUCUUACAAAGUUAUGUUGAAUGUCAACUUUUAUUUGCAUCAGGUAAAGGCAUUUGUUUUGUCUUGGGAUUAUUAUUUGAAUGAGGUCUAAUUGUGAUCAGACUCAUUCAGAAUUGAGAUUAGUAUUUGAAGUCUCCAGUAAAUUAUUACUAAUAUAAACUGAUUUGCUAAUAUGUUAAACCAGCAUAAAGAGCAGAUAUUUUUUCACAGAGCUGUAAAGGAUAAAAAUGACAUAUUUCAUACAGGUUGUUUUCACCCUCAAUCCAGUUUUUAAAUUAUGUUUAAGGAAAAUAUCAGUAAGUUAAAUACAGGCUUCACUGCAAUAGAAUGAUGGGAUAAAAAGCAAUGCAUGCUGUUACUUAAAACAGAGACAUCAAACCUUAACAUUAAGUUAAAUAUCUAUGUGCAGUAAGACUGUGUCGCUUCAUAGUACCAGGGAUAUCACUGCGGACAAUUAAACAAAAAAAAAUAUGUGUGUCAUCACUUCUGUCAUGUACGGGAAAAUAACACAAACAUCUAACAAUAAUAGUUCAUUGGUUGAAAUUUAAAAAAAAAAAUCAUUCCCUGUUUUUUCUUUAAUAAAUGGGAAACAUGUUUUUGUUUCA
Molecule: messenger RNA, 1758 nt
Organism: Labrus mixtus (cuckoo wrasse)
Lineage: Eukaryota; Metazoa; Chordata; Actinopteri; Labriformes; Labridae
Product: odorant receptor 131-2-like
Exons: 1
Coding region: 211-1134 (307 amino acids)
Biological process (GO): G protein-coupled receptor signaling pathway
Cellular component (GO): membrane
Molecular function (GO): G protein-coupled receptor activity
Source: RefSeq, a predicted model, not a curated record